Geosmithia morbida is the source of this 360-nucleotide messenger RNA. RefSeq lists its product as uncharacterized. The coding region runs from base 1 to 360 and encodes 119 amino acids. The record is from RefSeq and is a predicted model, not a curated record. NCBI's taxonomy places the organism in Eukaryota, Fungi, Ascomycota, Sordariomycetes, Hypocreales, Bionectriaceae. The transcript has a single exon.
AUGCUUGAGACGCUGCACAACGGCCAGGAGCACCUCAUAAAGCUGCGCAUGGACAUUCUCGACGCUGUUAACCUCGACAUCUGCGUGCACCUAUACGACGACCUCGAGGGCGACCCCGCCUUUGCCAGUCAGGGCACCAUGGCUGCCAACGACGACGCCUCAUCGUCAUUCUCUAAGGUGCCCUCGCGCACUCUCAGCUCGGCCAACUUCUAUGACAACGGCGUCGCGCAACAAGGCCCGCAACCUGUGCAUGUUGCUGACUCAUCUUCUGUACAUGGCGGUGGCGGCGGCUGCGUAUCCCAAGGAGCGCUGGCAGGCGCCGUUACCGGUCCUGGCGGUGCAGAUCUUCCGCUACGUUAA